GAAGGAAGUUACGGGCGUCUUAAAUAGGUUUGAUCUUCUUCAGUUUCUUCAACCUAGGGUUUUGCCAGUUGCAGACCUCCGCCGAAUCCCAAAACACAAAAGCCGGUCUCUGCUUCUCAGAUUCUAAUGGCGAGAAUUAAGGUUCAUGAGCUUAGACAAAAGUCGAAGGGGGAUCUUUUGACCCAGCUUAAGGACCUUAAGGCCGAACUUGCUCUGCUCCGUGUCGCUAAGGUCACUGGUGGUGCUCCUAACAAGCUCUCCAAAAUUAAGGUAGUGAGGUUGUCAAUCGCUCAGGUGUUGACAGUGAUUUCUCAGAAACAGAAGUCUGCUCUUAGGGAAGCUUACAAGAAGAAGAAGCUUUUGCCUCUUGAUUUGCGCCCCAAGAAGACCAGGGCCAUUCGUAGAAGACUCACCAAACACCAAGCAUCUCUAAAGACGGAGCGACAGAAGAAGAAAGAGAUGUACUACCCAUUGAGGAAGUAUGCCAUCAAGGUGUAGGCUUAGAGGGGAUUGAUUGAUCGUCCAUGGUAUCAUGCAUCUUCUACUCAUUUUGGCUUUUGAUUUAUCUAUAACUUUAUUCAGACUCGAGUGCCUAUUUUAAAUCUUAUUGUUAGAUCUUUGAACUUUGAAGUCUUUCCUUUUCCAUGUAAUACUUUAGUUUUCCGAGUUGUAAUGAAAUGGUUUUGGUUAAUGACAUUAGGCAAUGCAAUCUUUUUCCAAGAUGAAAA
Benincasa hispida (wax gourd) is the source of this 728-nucleotide messenger RNA. RefSeq names its product large ribosomal subunit protein uL29-like. Lineage: Eukaryota; Viridiplantae; Streptophyta; Magnoliopsida; Cucurbitales; Cucurbitaceae. The record is from RefSeq and is a predicted model, not a curated record. Gene Ontology annotation, cellular component: ribosome; cytosolic large ribosomal subunit. Gene Ontology annotation, molecular function: mRNA binding; structural constituent of ribosome. Gene Ontology annotation, biological process: translation; maturation of LSU-rRNA from tricistronic rRNA transcript (SSU-rRNA, 5.8S rRNA, LSU-rRNA).